Molecule: messenger RNA, 2539 nt
Organism: Anneissia japonica
Lineage: Eukaryota; Metazoa; Echinodermata; Crinoidea; Comatulida; Comatulidae
Product: tRNA-dihydrouridine(20) synthase [NAD(P)+]-like
Exons: 12
Coding region: 41-1516 (491 amino acids)
Biological process (GO): tRNA dihydrouridine synthesis
Cellular component (GO): cytoplasm
Molecular function (GO): tRNA dihydrouridine synthase activity; flavin adenine dinucleotide binding; tRNA binding
Source: RefSeq, a predicted model, not a curated record
ACUGUUGCAUGAAUUUUUGUUUCUUUAAAGUUAAUGCAGCAUGGUAGAUGAAGGUGUUAGUGCUGAGAGUAAAGACAACAUGACUAGCAGGUUGACGUAUGUUGGGAAAUUGAUUCUUGCUCCAAUGGUUAGAGUUGGUACAUUACCUAUGCGCCUGUUAGCCUUGGAUUAUGGAGCUGAUAUUGUGUACUGUGAAGAGCUAAUUGAUCACAAAUUACUAAGAAGUACAAGAGUUGAGAAUGAGGUCCUAGGUACAGUAGACUUUGUUCUGGAUGAUGGUACAAUUGUAUUCCGGACAUGUGAAAAGGAAAAGGACACUGUGGUGCUCCAAAUGGGUACAUCUGAUCCACAGAGGGCACUUGAAGUUGCAAAGCUAGUAGAGAAUGAUGUUGCUGGUAUUGAUGUUAAUAUGGGUUGUCCAAAAGAUUACUCUUGUAAAGGAGGCAUGGGAGCAGCUCUACUCACUCAACCAGAAAAAGUUAAGCAGAUUUUGACAACACUGGUACAAGGCUGCUGUAAGCCAGUGACCUGUAAGAUGCGACUUCUGCCAAAGAUGGAAGAUACAAUUGAUUUGGUAAAGAUUAUGGAAAGUACUGGGGUGUCUGCUAUUGGUGUACAUGGCCGCAAGAAAGAAGAGCGCCCUCGACAUGAUGUUAACUGUGAUGCUAUCAAGCUUAUCUCAAAGAGUGUUUCAGUCCCAGUUAUUGCUAAUGGUGGAUCCAGUCAGAUUAUAAAAACCUUUGAAGAUAUCGAAGAAUUCAGAAAUCUCAGUGGAGCAUCGUCUGUGAUGGUUGCUAGGGAGGCACAAUGGAACCCGUCUAUCUUCCGCAGGGAAGGAAAACUUCCAAUAAACAAUGUUAUUAAAGACUACCUCAAAUAUGCUGUUGACUAUGAUAAUCAGUUUUCAAAUUCAAAGUAUUGCUUGCAGCAGCUAAUGGUUGGCAGAAGUUUAGAGCCAGAAGCAAAGGCGCUACUAAAGGCUAAGACACUAAGGGAAUUGUGUGAAGUAUGGAGUAUGGAGGUUUACUUCGACUCUGUAAUUGCAGCACGUCAAAAAGCUGAAGAUUUACGUAAACAGCGAGUUGAAGCUGUAAAAAAGAGGAAAUUAGAUGAUGGAUCCACCUUGUACACAAUAGAGAUAAGAUACAACAAAAAAAAUUUUAGUCCAAUGACAACUCCGAAGCUCAUCCUGGGGGAGUGGUGUAGGGAUAAUCUUCUAGACCCCCCUGUAUAUUCCAUGGAGGAGCACACUGUUCACAGGCUGUAUCAAGCAACAGUCAAUGUUGACAAAGACUAUUUUUCAUCAUCUUGCUGGGAGAAAAGCAAACGUGCCGCUGAGCAUAACGCUGCAAUAGUGUGUCUACGCAUCAAGAGUGUAUAUGACGGAUUACUGGAACAUGAACAUUCCAAAAAGAAUGCAAGAGAAGAAAAAAGGAUGACGGAGAAAACAAACAAACAAACAACAAAAACCAGAUGGGAACACACAGAAUGCAAACCAGGUGGACCCUUCAGAUAGAAUCAAAGCAUUAGCCACAGCUAGUUGAUAGCAGUUGAUUGGCACGAGUAAUUAAGUUGAUAAAGAAUGUAACAGAGGUGUGAAUAUUUAGCUGAUAGAACACCCUAUUCGUUUACACAGGAUUUUUGUGACGAAUAAUGAGGGUGCACUCCGAUCCUAACAUUAAUAGGCGAAUUUGAGCAGUUUUACAGUCUUUUCAAUGAAAAAUAGGACGAAAUUACUUCAGUUACUUAAACUAAUAUGGAAAUAUGAAAUAUUGUGCUAAGAGGCUCAGUUUUGGAGUUAAAAUAGAGGGUGCAACCAGUUUUCUUGUGGUUGUUUUUGACUUUUUUUCUGCCUGUCUUAUGCCCUAACCAUUCCCAUCUCAAAGUUUUUGUUAUUUACUAAAUAAUUAUUAAUAUUUAGAUUGUGUUAUCUGCUCUCUGGAAGAAAUAUUAACCUGAAGUUUCUGGAGUAUACUUGAAGGUUGAUAUGGUCUGCUUUCCUAAUUUAUCAUAGCAUUUUAUAGCAUUUGUUCCUUUGUAUUCUAUAAUGGAAUAAGAGGGGGAUAUUUUGAUUGAUUGAUUACAAUAUCUACACAUUGAAUGACAUACAGUACUGUACAAUUUGACAAUGCAUGAUUGAUAUUAUAUAUAUGAAUAAUAUAUAGAUUUAUUUCUAAAUGCAUUAUUAAAGAUAAAAAGAACAUAUUUUUAAUCAGAAUUUUAAAAAAUUGAUUCAUUGGACUAAUUUCAUAAUUGCCCUUUUUGACUAAUCAAAUAAACAUCAUACAAACAGAUAAUUGCUUUUUUCUACAUUGAUCAUCUAAGGAUAAAUACAAACUACAUAUAAACAUGCACUGCGAAUAAAUAUUUCAACAUUUAACUAGAUCAUUUGGAAACCCAGUCAGAUGUUGUAGCCAAUAUUAUAGGAAAUUAUAAUCUGAUGGUUGUGAUAAGGUUGGUUUCACUAUUUUUUUUAUUUAGUAACCAUGUCUAAAACCUAAAGGUAGUUUACUGUGGGAAAUAAAAUGUUAAAAUGUAA